GUCAAUAACUGGUAUAAAGAAUGCGGCGACUUUUGCAAUUGGACGUCUGUGUGAGGCUCUCUUUUCCGCUUCUGCUUCUGCUUCUGCUUCUACAGCCAACUCUUCAACUCGCCCCAUUCCAAUCCAGGACCACACUCAACAGUGUGACCAGCAUAGACAGCAACAAUGUGGCCGAGUUUUCACGUCGUUUGGCCAACUUCUCGCUUAGAAUGUACCACACACUAAACUCGCUGAGGCCCAAUCAGAACAUUGUCUUCUCCCCCUUCUCCAUCCAGAGCUGCGCGGCAAUGGCCCGAAUGGGCGCCUCGGGGGAAACUGCUGACGAGUUGGAUCGUGGCCUGGAACUCGUCUCCAAUGAUGCCACUCAGAUUGCCAAGAGCUUCAACGAUGUACUCGCUGCGUAUGAGAACAGUUCCAUUCUACACAUUGCCAACAAAAUCUACAUAAUGAAGGGAUUUGAACUGCGGGAAGAAUUCAGUUCGCUGCUCACCAAACAGUUUCUAUCGCCUGCGGAGAAUGUGGACUUUGCCAGGAAUGUGGAGGCAGCGGGUCUUAUCAAUUCCUGGGUGGAGCAACGCACUGACAACCUAAUCAAGUAUCUUAUUCCGGCCAGUGAUCUGGAUGCCGACUCUCGUCUCGUGUUGAUCAAUGCGAUGCACUUCAAGGGCAACUGGGUGCAUCCAUUUGAGGAGCGAUCAACCCGCAAUGAGCGCUUCCACUUGAACGAACUGGAUGCCAUCGAUGUCCCUAUGAUGCACUUACAGGAAGUUCUCCGUUAUGCUGAUCUGCCCAGUCUAGAUGCCUCCGCACUGGAAUUACCCUACGCGAAGUCGGACUUCUCCAUGUUGAUAGUGCUGCCCAAGAGCCGGACUGGACUGUCCCAGUUGGAGGAGAAGCUGCGAAACACACCGCUCGACAAGAUCACGGAGCAACUGCACGAGGUUCAAGUGGAUGUCAAGUUGCCCAAGUUCAAGUCCGAGUUUCAGGUGGAGCUGACAGAGGCUUUUAAUCAGCUGGGCAUGACUCACUUGUUCUCAAGUCAAGCUGACUUUAGUAGGAUGCUCAAAAGUCCGGAAGAUGGCAAAUUGAAAGUGUCGAAGAUCAUUCACAAGGCCUUCAUUGAGGUGAAUGAAUUGGGCACUCAGGCUGCCGCAGCAACCGGAAUGAUACCAGUUCCUGAGUCGGAGUUCAUUUCUUUGGUAGAGCCCACACCUUUUCAUGCCGAUCAUCCAUUUAAUUACUUUAUUAUCAAUAAGCAGAGCACUGUGUUCUUUGCAGGCAAAGUACUAAAACUUUGAACACGACAAACUUUUUACCAAACAAGCAUGUCAAAUUCUUAAAAAGAACUGUAGCAAAUAAAAAAA
This is a messenger RNA of Drosophila innubila, 1364 nucleotides long. RefSeq names its product antichymotrypsin-2-like. Gene Ontology annotation, molecular function: serine-type endopeptidase inhibitor activity. The coding region runs from base 21 to 1298 and encodes 425 amino acids. Lineage: Eukaryota; Metazoa; Arthropoda; Insecta; Diptera; Drosophilidae. The record is from RefSeq and is a predicted model, not a curated record. The transcript is spliced from 2 exons.